Messenger RNA from Paramecium primaurelia, 363 nucleotides. The record is from the annotation of a GenBank genome assembly. Lineage: Eukaryota; Ciliophora; Oligohymenophorea; Peniculida; Parameciidae.
AUGUUUGUUCCUCAUAAGCCUUGGUAUUUUGAAAAAUAUAUUGAUUUCUUUGAUCACGAUGGUACCCUUUUAGGAUUUGAAAUUGAAGAUCAAAUCUACUUUUUUGAUUAGCAUGGAGGAUGGGCUGAUUAAUAAGGUUGCUAUUACAAUUCUAAUUGUGAACCUGAUGGUUGGUUAUUGCCUGAUGGAAAAGACGAAAUAUUACAUUAUAAUUAAAAUAAGGAGUUUAUAAGAUCAUAUAGAAUUUAAGAUUUAGAUUGGUUGAAUCAGUAAGAAUAACACAGAAAAAGAAGGCAAUCAGCUAUUAAAUAGAUUUAGAUUUUAGAACAAUUAGGUUGGGAUUUAACUAAAAUUACAAUUUGA